This is a messenger RNA of Daldinia caldariorum, 1226 nucleotides long. RefSeq lists its product as uncharacterized. Lineage: Eukaryota; Fungi; Ascomycota; Sordariomycetes; Xylariales; Hypoxylaceae. The record is from RefSeq and is a predicted model, not a curated record. The transcript has a single exon. Bases 298 to 903 code for a protein of 201 amino acids.
ACGAUUAACAUAUUAUAGUAUUCCAUAUAUAUUUGGUAAAGGACCUGGUACAUAAGAAAGCUAGUAAGAAAGUUAGAAAGAAAGAAAAAGUGUGUGAGUACCCUUUUAGUGGCACUGUGACCUUCCUUAAAUGAAUUGAAUUCCUAUUUCCACGCGCUUUUAUGUCUCAACGAUUAUUGCGGAAAUACCUAACUAUCAAUAGGUAUUCUCGGCACGAAAUUACUUAACGCAUGAAAAAUUUUGCUAGGACCGAUCAGAGUGCUAUUCCCCCAACGAAUUAAAAACAGACGUCUAACAAUGCAUUUACCACCACCGGAACCCCGGGACAGCGAGCUAUAUACACGUAUGGAUCCUGUCUAUGCACCAGCUCAUUUCGAACCAUUUACUGAUAUGAUCGGUCCGGAUCCGCAGCAGUUUACCGAAUUGGCGGCAUCUCACGACCAAUUGGAAAGCAGUCAUGUAUUCUCUCCAGAUACUAGGAGACUCCAAACUCAACAUACUACAGAAGGCUAUCGUGAUGGUAUUACCGUUGGUAAAGCCGAGAGUAUCCAGGCUGGAUUUGAUGAAGGCUUUAAUCUAGGUGCUGAAAUCGGAUUGAAGGUUGGUCAGUUGCUUGGAAUCCUCGAGGGUAUGGCUGCGGCUUUGAGAGAGAACAGUAUUGAAAACAGCCCUGACAUCUCGGUACACAUGGAUAAGCUUUUAUCAGAUGCGUCGAAGGAGCUAUGCACUGAGGUUAUAUUUGCCCAGGAAUACUGGACCCCGGAUGGUAACUGGAAAUAUUCCGUGGGAGGGGAUGGAGAUGAUGGAGAUAUCUCAACCCAAGACAUCGCGAGGGAGCACCCUGUUGUGUUAAAGUGGGACGAACUCAUCAGUCGGGAAGCUCAGAAGUGGAAAUUAAACUAAGCACUAACUCGUUCAUGGGUGUGGCAUGUUCGCUGCUUGUUCUAAAGUCUUGCUGCUGUCUCUUGCAUCUGCAACAUUGCGAUAUCAUCAUUUUAAAAUGCGCGGUCGUCGUAUCAUCUGGCGAUCGGCACAAAUGCAGCUGAGUGCCAGUUUGGGGUUCGGAAAUAUGCCACGCCAGAGCGAGAUGUUGAACAUGCUUGCACUCAGCAUCCUUGCGCCAAGCAACCCGAUAGCUACCCGAUCAGGUUUGGACGAGCCGAAACUUGGACGUUUCUUUUAAAAGUACCCCUGGAACAUCCAGACCCUUUAGGUUCAUCGAAAUA